Ostrea edulis (European flat oyster) is the source of this 7717-nucleotide messenger RNA. RefSeq lists its product as uncharacterized. Gene Ontology annotation, molecular function: metal ion binding; hydrolase activity; nucleic acid binding. The coding region runs from base 297 to 7151 and encodes 2284 amino acids. NCBI's taxonomy places the organism in Eukaryota, Metazoa, Mollusca, Bivalvia, Ostreida, Ostreidae. The transcript has 51 exons. The record is from RefSeq and is a predicted model, not a curated record.
AGGUAACUAAAUAAAAUGAACAACAUACAUGUAUUACCCUAGGUUUCACCAGAAAGAUCAUAAUCGAAGAACAUAAAGUUUUAUAUGAAUUGUAAUUUGGUUCGAGUUUUAUAAUGUAUUCAAGGACUUUUCUGUCUUCUUUGUUUUUGUGGAGAAACGUUAAACAUUUGUCAGACGUACAUGAUAGUGGUACUUAAUGACACUGGACUUUUGAACAAGUGCGCUGUCGUAUACAUUAUACCCUGAUAACACGCGGUACACAGGAUACGGUGGAUGGGACAUUACGUCGUAAAAUCAUGUCGAAUAGCAAAUAUGACUUCGUUUUACAGGAUUCGGACACAGAAUCAAGUGCCAAUAAUUAUAUCGACUCAUCUACCACAGAGUUAUUUGAUGGUUCCAGACGAAAAAAGCGGUCAAGAUCAAUCGUCAUAGCUGUCCUCGUAAUCAUUGGAUUAGCUGUUAGUCUUGGUGUUGGGUUAGGGGUCGGACUAAGAAAAAAAACCCCUGAUAAUUCCCAGGAACAGUCUGCCACAGCUGCACAACAAAAUGGUACAACGAAAAACCCUGGUGGACCCACCACUUCAGCACCAGGGAUCUCAACUGCAACCACACCAUCCACUGGAUCCACCACAUCAAUGUUUUCAUCUACCACUCCACCAGAGAAGCCUACCACUACAGAUACAGGGAAAGCCUGGAUUGAUGAACCAUGCAAACCUCAUGAUUCCACACCAAACACAUGCCCCUGGAGCACCUCUCCUGUCCUCCUGGUCUCACUUGAUGGCUUUAGAGCAGAUUACUUGACAAGGAACCUUACUCCCACAUUAAAGAAACUAAGCCAGUGUGGAGUCCAUACUCCUUAUAUGAGAUCUGUGUAUCCAACCCUGACAUUUCCAAACCAUUACAGCAUUGUCACCGGUCUAUACCCUGAGUCUCAUGGGAUUGUUGACAACAACAUGUAUGAUGAAAAAAUCAAUGACACCUUCCACAUUUACACCGAUGCCAAGAGCAAUCCAGCAUGGUGGGGCGGAGAACCUUUAUGGAUAACAGCACAAAAGCAAGGAAAAAAGAGUGCAGCAUUCUUUUGGGUUGGAUCUGAUGUCAACAUCAGUGGCCAGUAUCCUGAUAUAUGGAAACACUAUGAUGGGAAGGUAUCAUAUGAGGAAAGAGUGGACACUGUGCUGGACUGGCUAAGUAUGAGUAACAGUGACCGACCAGACUUUGUCAUGCUGUACUUUGAUGAACCAGACCACACAGGUCAUGAUGUGGGGCCAGAUGGACCAGAGGUGAAUGAAAUGUUGGGAAAGAUGGACAACAUAAUCUCCCGUCUUAUGAAUGGACUUUACAGAAAACAAAUCCACAACUGUGUAAAUCUGAUCAUUCUGGCAGACCAUGGUAUGGAGAAAACAUCAUGCAAUCGUCGGGUAUUUUUGAAUACCUACAUAGACACUAAAGAAUAUCUUGUAUUUGAUGGAACUAUUGGCAGCUUACACACCGACUUCUAUACGGAAAACAAGGUGGUGAAGAGAAAGAAGAACCCAUUGUCUGUAGAAGAUGUAAUGGGAAUGUUAAAGUGUAAAAGUGGACAUCUACAAAUGUUUUCAAAGUCUGACAUCCCAGUCAGACACCAUUACACCAACAACAAAAGGAUAGGCGACAUUGUCAUGGAUGUACAGGCCAAAUGGAUGGUGGCCAAAGAUAAACAUACCUAUUGCUUAGAGGGGAACCAUGGAUUUGAUAACUUAUACAAAAGCAUGCAGGCUUUGUUUCUGGCACAUGGUCCAGGAUUCAAACAGAAUUAUACCUCUCAGCCAUUUGAAAAUAUUGAGUUGUAUAAUCUGAUGUCAGAUUUAAUGGGGAUCAGUCCAGCCCCUAACAAUGGAACCCCUGGAGCUCUUCAUGAUAUUAUGCACAAUCCUUCUACACUACAGACAACACCCAUAGUCAGUUACAGGGAUUGUCCUGUAUCCUCAGUGAAUACUGCCACCCCAAAGAUCAGCUGUAGCUGUAAUAUGAGUUCCCCUGCAGUGUAUCCCCAAUCAGUAGACAGUAACAAGUCCCUGCCGCUGGGGGAGAUAAAACAGACAAAGGAUCUGGAGGCCUGCAUCCUUCACAACACAGACUACUCCACAGGCUUCAGCCACAUGUACAAUAUGCCAGUGUGGACAUCUUAUGUACUCAAAGACAGCCAGAAUAUUAGUAUGAAGGAUAACUGCAUAAUCACGGAUGGAAGAAUUCCUGCAAAUAACAGUUUUCCUUGCACCACUUAUGAGAAUGAAAAUGUGACAUACGCUUCUCUGUUUAAUAGUGGAUUUAAAUCUGACAGCAUGAAUAACGAGUCAAGCUUCAGUUCUAACAUUGCGCCUAUGUUUCGAGGCUUUAAGUCUGGAAUAUGGACGUACUUGUGGAGAAUAGUAUCUGAUUUUGCUCGACAGCGGGGGGAUCUUGCUGUAACUCUAGGUCCAGCGUUUGAUUAUAAUGAAGAUGGACUGUAUGAAGGAAUAACACCCCAAACACAAUAUGUGGAUGUUGGUUCUAAGAAAAUUCCCCUUCCCACGCAUUUUUAUGUGAUCUUGGUCCGAUGCACAAACUUGACCCUCAAGAGCUGUCCUGUGGAGGAUCUGGAUAUAUUGUCCCUUAUUCUGCCAAAUAUACCGUCUGUCCCAAAUUGCAUGCCAGAGGAGGAAUAUUUACGUGAGAACGUAGCAAGAAUCCGGGACAUUGAGCUGCUUACUGGUCUGAGGUUCCUAAAUAAGUAUGAUGAGCGGACCUCAGCUCGCCUGAGGACUUACCUGCCCAGUGCGCUUUGGCCUACACAGAAUAUAGCCUACAAAUGGAGUGAUCUCCCUUGUGAAGACAGUAGCCAGAGCACAUGUCCUGGCAAAAUUCCACUACUGCUGAUUUCACUGGAUGGGUUCCGUGCAGACUACCUGAAACAGAGGCUGACUCCAGUCAUUCAGAAGAUGAGAGAUUGUGGUGUCCACACCCCCUACAUGAGAUCUGUGUAUCCCACUGUCACCUUCCCCAAUCACUACACCAUUGCCACGGGCUUGUAUCCUGAAUCCCAUGGCAUUAUAUCUAACAACAUGUAUGACCCAGAGAUUGGGGUGUUCUCCCUGUCCAGUGUGACAAAGCUAGAUCCCCGCUGGUGGGGAGGGGAACCACUGUGGAUAACGGCGAAGAAACAGAAGAAGAGAACAGCCACUUAUUUCUGGCCUGGGUCUGAUGUCAACAUAUCGGGAAUUUAUCCAGACAUUUGGAAAAUGUACAGUAACAAGGCUGGGUUUCCUGAGAGAGUGUGGGAGGUUAUAGGUUGGCUUACAUUAGCAGAGAAUGAAAAGCCAGAUUUUAUCACCUUGUAUUUUGACCAGCCAGAUCACGCUGGACACCAGGGCGGUCCAGAGAGUGAGGAAGUUAGUGACCAGCUUCUGGACGUAGACGACAUGUUGUCCCGAUUGAUGGACACACUGUAUCACAAAGGACUACACAACUGUGUCAACAUCGUCAUCAUUGCUGAUCAUGGGAUGGAUGAUGUGAGUUGUUCACAAGUUGUGAAGCUACCAAAUUAUAUGAGCAAGGAUGUGAUUGAUGACCUGACAGUGUUUGGUGGAACAUUUGGAAGAGUGCAGACCAAGUUCCACAAAAAGUCGAAGUACAAGAUAUUUCCAAAUGAUCAAAACAAUACCAGAUCAGUUGAGGAGGUUGUGGGGGACUUGAUGUGCCAGCACCCCAAGAUGAAAGUCUUCACAGGGGAGACAAUCCCCAAACGCUUCCACUACUACAACAACCCCCGCAUGGGAGAGAUACUGCUGGAUAUGUAUGAUCAGUGGUUGGUUACGGACACAAAGUAUUUUUACUGCUCUGGAGGAAACCAUGGAUGGGACAACUUAUAUAAAACAAUGCAUGCACUGUUUCUCGCCCAUGGCCCAGGUUUUAAACAAAAACUGCAGAUAGAUCCAUUUGAAAACAUUGAACUUUACAACAUGAUGUCGGAAUUGUUGGGUAUUUCCCCAGCUCCUAAUAAUGGUACUAGGGGGUCCCUUCAUCACAUCCUUAGGAACCCACCCCCUCUGUCUGCAGCACCCCAGGAAGCGGACCAGAAAGACUGCCCUGUAUCUGUCAACUCCAACAGUAUGUGGGUCCCAGUGUGUGGAUGUGUCAAUAAUCAGAACGAAACGGUGAACAAUUUGAUGUCAGAACAUUUUUCCUCCUCACCAGUAUGGUCUUCCAUUGGUCAACCUGAGGGGUCAGGGAACUUGUCCUUGUGUGUCCUAAACUACACCUCCAUGGAGACUGGCUAUAAUACUGACCUCCAGAUGCCAGCUUGGACAAAUUUAGUUUUAUCAUCGAGGAAGAUCUCUACAAGUAGAAAUGGGACAUCAUGUAUUGUGAAUGAUCCCCGAGUUCCAGAGACAUCUUGUGAGGACUUCACAGAGCAGUCUAGAAAUAUCACCAUAGGUCUCCUGUAUGAUACAGAUGCAUUUCAUCCUGGAGGUAGGAAAAGUGUCCAUUACAGUUCUAAUGCUGUUCCAAUGUAUGAAGGAUUCAAAUCAGGUAUCUGGAAUGCAACUUGGAAGCUGGCUUAUGACUAUGCUUUGAAAUACAACAAUGUCAGUAUCACCGUCGGCCCUGCUUUUGACUACAACAAAGAUGGACUUGCUGAUCAAUCAUUUAAUGAAUCGAGUCACGUUAGGAAUGGCAGUUCAGUUGUUCUCCCCACACACUUCUACAUGAUGAUGAUUAAAUGUAAGAAUUCCAGCCAGACGUUACCGUGUGAUGACAAUUUUGACAUCCUGUCUUUUAUUCUUCCUCAUGUGGAUACAGUUCCAAACUGUAUGAUGGAGGAGGAGUACUGGUCCGACAAUGUCGCCCGCGUGCGAGACAUAGAACUGCUGACGGGACUUCAGUUCUUCUCCUCCUACAACACCUCCACACGUGCACGACUUACCACAUUUUUACCCGUCAACUUGUGGAAAUCGAUGACACAGAAGUGGAUAGAUACGCAAUGUGGAUCUGGGACAUGUAAUUCUCAAUAUCAGCCUCUGCUUCUGAUUUCUCUUGAUGGCUUUCGAGCAGAUUACCUGAUGCGUAAUUUCACUCCAUACAUCCGGCGUCUGAGUCAGUGUGGUGUCCAUGCCCCCUACAUGAGAUCAGUCUACCCGACGAAGACCUUUCCUAAUCAUUACUCCAUUGUCACGGGACUUUACCCAGAAUCACAUGGUAUUGUGGAUAACAAUAUGUAUGAUACGGACAUCAAGGAAAAAUUUAGCCUUAGUUCUCCAAAUGCAUCAGACCCUCGUUGGUGGGGUGGGGAACCAAUAUGGAAUACAGCUCAAAAACACAUGAAGAAGUCUGCAACUUACUUCUGGCCUGGAUCUGAACAUGAAAUUGAAGGCAUGCGUCCUGAUUAUUACAAAGAAUAUGAUGGUAAUGUUCCAUUUUUGAAGCGAGUGGACACUGUCCUUUCCUGGAUUGACCUGCCAGCUGAUAAACGUCCGGAUUUUAUCACACUAUACUUUGAUGAACCGGACCAUGCUGGACAUUCCUUCGGUCCUGAUGACAUCGUAAAGAUUGGACAAGCCCAGACAAGAGUUGAUGAGGCUGUGGGCAGAUUAAUGGAAGGGCUGUUCAAAAGAAACAUGCAUGAUUGUACCAACAUUAUUAUCGUAGCUGAUCAUGGAAUGGCUGAUACAGACUGUGAUCGGCUGAUCACCUUCAGAGAUUACCUCACUAGUGUUAAUAACGUGUAUAUAUACGAGGGACCAUUCAGCAGGAUUGAUCCGUACCAUAAGUAUUCUAAUACGGGACUACGCCCAGUAACACACCCCUACACAGUGUCCGGUAUCCUAGCCAAUUUAACUUGUAAAACACCACAUUUUAAAGCCUUUGAUAAAAACCUUCUACCUGUUCGUCACCAUUAUGUCAACAACAAGAGAAUUGAACCAAUAGUUGUGGAUGUGGAGGACAAGUGGUUAGUGACUUUCAGGGCCCUGCAAGGUUACAAAAAGACUUACUGUAAGGGAGGUAACCAUGGUUAUGACAACUUGUAUAAAUCAAUGCAGGCUUUGUUUCUUGCCCAUGGACCAGUAUUUAAACAGAACAUGGCAACAUAUGCAUUUGAAAACAUUGAAUUAUACAAUUUAAUGUCUGAUAUCCUUAAUAUAACAUCUGCACCAAACAAUGGAACUCAAGGAACUCUGAAUCACAUAUUAAGAAAUCCAAAGAGAUUAACCAGGACAGAGGGAAAUAAGGAGGACCGGAACACGACUAAAGUGAAGGCAUCCGAGUUCGUCACUGCUGUUGAUAAUCCAAAUUGUCGUCAAAUGUGCUCAUUUCUUCCAGAAAAGAUGUAUACAAUAGGAAGAUUUCUUGCACUGAGUUCCAAAAUUACAGACAUGGAUGUGUCUGAUCAGCUUCCAUUUGGAGUUCCUUCUGUUCAACUUCAAGGGGUGUCCUCUAAAAUUCUGUACCAGGACCAAUACAUAACUGGAUACAGUGACCUUCUGCAGCGCCCUCUAUGGAUUGCAUACUCAUUAAAGAAAGCACAGGUGAGUGAGACUGUGCCAGACGCUUCCUCCUGUGUAGUUCCAGACAUGAGGGUCUCCUCUAAGUUGAACAGCUCCCAGUCCUGUAGCACUAAUGGCUCCCUUGACAGUCAGUAUAGAUGGACGUCACUUAUAAGUCUAGUGCCAUCGUCACUUAAUCAGCCAGAAUUGAAUUCCUUCUCUUCAGUUUAUGUUCCUAUGUUAAAUGCCUUCAAAAAUGGAAUAUGGAGAAGCUUACACAAUAAAAUUGGAAAAUGGUCCAGAUCACAUGACUCUGUAAAUGUGCUGACAGGACCAGUGUAUGAUUUGAACCACGAUGGUCUUCCAGAUCUGCAGUUUAAUCAAUCUAUGCAAAUCCCCAGUCAUUUCUAUGUUAUUCUCUCUCGCUGUCCAUCUCCUAACCUGUCCUGCCAGUCACCUAUCACAUUAUCAUUUAUCCUGCCCCACAUAGAGAAGGACACCAACUGUUUGUCGGUGGAAGAUUACCUUAGCGACAAUGAAGCGCGAGUGAGAGAUGUAGAAUUAAUUACAGGACUAGAAUUUUUCACUGAGUUACCGGUGGAUAGUGCUAUCAGAACCAGGACUUACUUACCCAGUGGUUUAUGGUGAAUCACAGAAAACUGAAUCAGAAAUGUAUAGUGACAUUUUACCGAGUACUGUUGUGAGAUCAGAAGAUGUGCAUUAUCCGGAUUCAGAAUGGUAUCUACCUAGUCAUACACAUAGUACGUGUAUUUCAUAUGAUGCUUCUUCUCAUAGGCAAAAUUUCUUAGACAAUCAGAAACUUACGAACACUAGUGCUGCAUGUGAACUGCUUUUGGAUGGUAUUCAUUUCUGCAUGGAUAAAACAAUUCAUUGAGUCUGCUGCAUAUUUUCAAUACGUUGUGCUUCUUAGAAUAAAUUGGAUUAAAAAAAUCAAAGUUUUAGAUGCUACACAUUACUAUGACAAUGGAAUCUUCUGGAUUAAGGAUAAGAAUAAAGUUUUUAGAGAGCUUUUACAAAGAACUACAGUCUGUACAUGUUUGAAAAGCUGCAUAUGAUAUGCUUGUAUAAAUUAAGCUCUAAAGACUUUAAUGUGUAAUGUAUGUAUAUAUUGUGUUAAGUGUUUUACUUGUAUUAUUGUAUAAUCAGCAAUCAUAAAGAAGAAAAUUUAUGUAAUAAAUGUACAAUACAUGUUC